Nematostella vectensis (starlet sea anemone) is the source of this 14388-nucleotide messenger RNA. RefSeq names its product intermembrane lipid transfer protein VPS13D. NCBI's taxonomy places the organism in Eukaryota, Metazoa, Cnidaria, Anthozoa, Actiniaria, Edwardsiidae. The coding region runs from base 201 to 13862 and encodes 4553 amino acids. Gene Ontology annotation, molecular function: protein binding. Gene Ontology annotation, cellular component: extrinsic component of membrane. The transcript has 76 exons. Gene Ontology annotation, biological process: protein retention in Golgi apparatus; protein targeting to vacuole; mitochondrion organization. The record is from RefSeq and is a predicted model, not a curated record.
CGGGGCUCUCUUGAUACGAUUGAAUCAUCGAGAUGAAGUAAUAUUUGCCAGAGAGGAAGUGAAGUUGCUCUUUUUCUUUUAUUUCCGCAACCCAAACAAAUCACCAUGACUCCUGGAAACCACAGGAGUUAUCUGAACAACGCAUUAAAAUAAAGAUGAUUGUUAAAAACCACAAGUAGUGGUUUUAUCUGCAGGAAAUAAUGCUCGAAGGACUGGCGGCCUGGAUUUUGAGGACGUAUGUUGGAGAGUAUGUUGAGAAUCUAAAUACUGAGCAGCUCUCUAUCGGUGUUGGGACUGUCGACUUGCACAACUUACCACUGAAGAAAACAGCUCUUCAAGGUCUCGACCUCCCACUGGAAGUAAAAUCUGGUUUUAUUGGGCACCUUCAGUUAUCAAUUCCUCUACGCCGACCCAAGUCUGAACCAUGGAUCAUUAAUAUUGAUAAGCUUUACCUUGUAGCUGGCCCUCCCCUACACAAUAAUGAGUACAAUGAGCAACAGGAAGCUGAACGCGAGUGGAUCCGGAAAAAGAGACAACUAGACCUAUUGGAAUCACAAUGGCAGGAGUCACAGCAAAAAGGACAGACAGGAGGGUUUUGGUCAGGAUCUUGGUGGCCUUCACUCUACUCUUCAUUUUCCACAACCAUAGUGGAGAACCUCCAGCUUGUCAUUAGUGAUGUUCAUAUCAGGUAUGAGGAUGCUUCUAUAGACCAGCACACCCCAUUUGCUUGUGGCAUCACAAUAGACAGGCUGGCAGCUCAGUCCACUAAUGAUAAAUGGGAGACAGAGGAAGUAAUCCAGAAUGAUCAUUCAAUCAAAUACAAGUUGAUUGAUCUCCAAAACUUUGCCAUCUACUGGGACAGUGAUGCCCCUCUUGUCGGAGAUUUGCCUUCAACCAAGUUAGAGGUGGCAUUACAGAGGACGAUUGACAAGUCAUCUGGUUCAAUUGGCAAACACAGUUACAUCCUUGAGUCCAUCAGUGCAAGUGCCAAGCUGCAGCGUAAUGCCACAGCUUUGCCGCUGAGAGAUAAGAAUCCACGGUUUGUAGUGGAUGUGCAUGUGGAAAGGAUUCCUCUGUCUCUGGCAGAGGUUCAGUACAGAAUGGGCAUGAAGCUGAUGGGAGAAUUUGAGAGAUUCUUUAGGCAGGCAAGGUAUCACAAGUGGAGGCCCAAGGUCCCUGUGAAAAACAAUGCAAAGCUCUGGUGGCAGUUUGCAUCCACAUGUAUCUUGCACUUCAUCCAAGAACGCAACAGGCACCACACCUUGUCUUUUGCGACUAAGCGGGCACACGAUCUGGUUGUGUAUGUCAAGCUCUAUACUGAGCACCUGAUGAGCAAUCAGCUAGAGUCAGCCAAGAAGGAGGAACUGGAGAGGAUUGAACAGGAGCUGUCUUUUGAGGAGCUUGCAGUUUUAAGAAGGUUGGCCAUGAGAAAAGCAGAGAAGGCCUUGGAGCUUGUCAAGGCGUCGACUCCUGACGUAGCCCCAGUAGCACCAUCUGAACCAACUUCUACAGCCUCCCAGGGCUGGCUGGGCGGCUGGUACUCCUGGUACUGGAGUGCAGAUGGUGCUGCCCCAUCCAAAACAGGAGAUGCUACCGACAACACAAAGCCUCCAUUCAAGAUAGAGCCACCAAGCACAAAAGAGGAAGAAGAGUUCCUUGAUGAGCUAAGUGACCCAAGCAGGAACCAGUCGAUCUUCAACAGGGACAAGGUCUUUGCCCGGCUCAACAUCUGUCUUGAUAGUGGCUCCUUUAAGCUGCUGAACAGCACUAGCUCAGGCCACUCCUCUACCCCUAUAGUGGAGGUUGAGUUCUGUAAUGCGACAUGGGAGUCUGAAGUCCGUCCACAGUCAAGCACCUGGGAGUUUAACAUGAGCUUGGGCGCUAUCCAUGCCAGGGACCGAUUCACAAAGGGCACUUUGUUCGCUUCUUUGGUUUCUCCACAAGAAAGGAAGCCCUUGGCGGCCCAGAAGUCUAGCAACCACUCCUCCAUCUCCAUGCUGGCCAUGUCAUCAACAGCUCUAGGGCUGAAUAUCCUACAGGAGUUUGAUGAAGAGCCAGUGUUUGAGAUGAGGUUUGAGCAGAUGCCGCCAAAGAGCAAAGUUGCUUACAGAUUCUCCAUCACCACCCAGCCCCUAGACAUCGUGUGGAACCCCAGCGUGAUUGACAGAGUUUCUGACUUCUUCUCCAAUGACACCUUGAGUGCCCAGUAUGUGAACGUUGAGAGGCAACUGAGAGAAGCAGCGUGGCUGAGAUAUGAAGAGCUGAAAAACCAGACGAAGGCAGAGCUGAAACAGACUCUGGACUCAAUGAUGGAAGGAGUGCAGAUAGGAAACGUUAAAAGCUGGGACAUUCAGUUGGAGGUCUCCGCCCCACGUUUCUUUGUGCCGGAGAACUUCAAGGAUAGGAAGUCAUCUGUGGUCCUAGUAGAUUUUGGACAUCUUAGUUUUAAGAACUCGGAGGCAAUGGAGAGAGAGAAGCGAAUAUCUGAGGAAGAAGACACUGAUGUUGAAGAUGACUCAUUUGUGACGCCCAUGAGUACUCCUCCCUCCGAACAAGAAGACGAAAACGAUGCAGGGAUUUGCUCCACGGAGUCUGCCAUGAGACUCGCAGAAAACCUGAACCCUGAAAAGAUCAAAGAAGCUAUGUAUGACAAGUACAUGCUAGUCUUCUCAGACAUCCAGAUGGUGGUUUGUCAUGCCAGGGACAAAUGGUCAGAUGUGACCAGUCAUCACUUUGGCUCAAGCGAUCUACACGUUGUGGACAGAUUCACCAUUAAACUGACACUUGAGAGACGCCUGAUAUUCACAGCCGACCCUCAGUGUCCUGCGGUGCUGUUAUCUGGCAACCUGCCGAGCCUAACGUUCCAUGUCAACGAGUACAAGUGCCACGCUCUCACAAAAUGCUUCAACCAGUUGAUCCGCCCAUCUAAGUCUCCAACUGUCCCACCACGAGAUAUGCGAGCAAUGGCAACAUCCACUCCCCUUCGCCACCCUCAAGGUCCUGCUUCAGAGUUUGACAUGAAUCAUAGCAUGGAUGAGCUGUAUUAUAGCAUGUACAGUAGUCAGGUCACACUCGAUGACUCAGCCGACAUACUGAGCAGGAAAACCAGUGAAGCAGUCCUUGAGUCUGCCUUGGAAAGCAAGACCAAAGAACUGCUUGUCGAGUCGCGUCAAAUGGUUGUACAAUUCACGAUAGACAGGGUCUCUUGUGCUGUGCAUAGCAGAGCCCGUCUGAUAGCCGAGCUACAAGUCCAUCGUGUCGCUACCGAGUACCUUAAGCGCCCUUACGACUCAUCCGUCUCCUUCAAGGUCCAUGGCUUGUACUUGGUGGAUGCCAUCCAGUGCUAUGGACCUGAGUUCGACUUACUUGUGUCAUCUUCCAAACCGAGCUGGACAGGUCCUGGAUCUGAUAGCUUUUCAUCACCUGAUAAAGGCGAAAGAACUUUGACUGAAACAGUUUCAAGCGCAUUCUCUGCCAUGGCGGACUUCGUUAGACCUGGGUCCAAGCAGGAAAAAUCACCAGCGUCAGAAGACUCAAUACUAAAGGGCGUCACUUUGCCUUCCUUGACAAGCGUUGCAAGUGCUUUCACGUCUAUGGCCGACAGGGUGAAGCCUGGGACCCAUCAAGUCCAUUCACCUGAUGACUCCUCAUUCAAGGGCGGCCAUAUUCCGAGUGUGUCAAGUGCCUUCUCUGCCAUGGCUGGCAUGAUAAGGCCUGGAUCGAGACAGGAUAGGUGUUCUAGUGCAGACACGAUUGUGGAGUCGCCGAUGCCUUCUGCAACACUGGACGAGAAUGACUUGAUAUCAUUAGAGUACUUGCAAGUCAGCAAGGACUGUCCAUCGACAGAAAAAGCCUUGAGAAUGGCUACAUUGCAGUUUAAUUCUUUGUUUUGUAUAGCAAACCAAGAGACGUUAGCUGUGCUGGCGCAGUUUUUCAACGUUGCGUUCCCCUCUGGUGUAGAAGAAUCCCCGAGCCAUCGAUUGACUUCAGUUCCUGAGGAGACGAUACCGCCCGGCGUUACAGGACCAACCCAGGCUGAUGAAGACCAGGCCCCACUAGAGAUAAAUGCUUCUUUUUGCUCCAUCAACAUUCUGCUGGCUCGGAGCAUCAAAACCAACAACAUGAAGACGAUACGCAAAGUUGCUGACGUCACUGUUAGUGAAGUGCUGAUCACGUGUUCACUAGUAGAUGGACUAACAAUCUCGGGGUCUCUAGGGGGGUUACGGAUAAUGGACCUUACCCCAGAGGGAUCCCAGCACAGGUGUGCCCUCACGUGCGGGACUAUAACGGACCCUAACCCUAAAGACCCAUAUAUACCUGAUAAGCUCCCAGAAGAUGACGACGAUGAACCAUCUGAUUUAUGCGCGUUUCGUUUCAAGCUUAUUCGUCCUUCUUAUGGUGGGCGUCUUCCAGAGGUCAUAGUUCGGCCAGCUGAUGAUAGCCCCGAGGAAGCUGCAGAGAUUAGCAAGCAUGUGCAAGUUUUGGUGGAGAUGGCGUCAGCACAGUACACCCACACCCAACGUUUCUUGUCUGAGCUGAUGCUUUGUGGUGGAGACUAUGCCCAGGCAGCUAAGGACGUUGGUGAGACCCUUCGACAAGCUGCAAGCAAUGUUGCCAUGGGGCUUGUCAGUAAGAAGAAGUCGCUAGUGGAAGAGUUGGACUAUUUGUCCUCUUCAUUCAUGGCUACGAAUCGAGAGCCUGAGGGUCAUAGUAGUCGGCGGCACAGUCUUGACGAGGGAAUCUCUGGUGAGAUUCUCCUCGAAGGGGAAGAAAAUGAAGACAACUACACGGCAAAGCCAAAUCGCAGGGUGUACAUGUACGUGUCUAUUGAGACACCUGUGGUCCACCUACCUCGUAGUAGCAGCAGCCGUGACGUACUUGUGGCGAACCUUGGCGAGAUCAAAAUAAGGAACACGCACAUGCUGCAAACUAUAGAGGAGCAAGAAGAUGAGGAUGUUAUCACUGUGGAUUACGAUAUUGACCGCGUCCAAGUGGACAUACAGGACAUGAGUUUAUACUCUAUAACUCUUUCCCCGGAGCACCUUAGCAGGAUCUCCAGCGGCCACACCCUGUCUGAGACCCUCCUGGGCGGAAGUCCAUCUAAGGUUCCAAAGACAGGCAUCCAUAUUCUCCAUCGUACGGGCUUCCAAUUGUUGUUGGACAGGCAGUCCGUCGAUGAGCAAGGGUUCCGGUCAGGGCUCGAGCAAAAGAAGCCGACCAUCUGUGUGGAGGCACGGGUGUCUACUCCCCUCAAGCUCGAGCUGUCUACCUAUACUUACAAGCAGCUUAUGGAUACUGUGGAUAAUCUGGGCGGGGGGGAGGACAAUGUCAAGAUACCUCCUCCUGCGAGUGAGCAUGGGUCUGUUGCAGGAAGCCCCCCCACCCAGUCACCUACUCUGUCGCCAAGUUCAUCUUCUUCAAAUCUUGAGGCGUACUUUGACAAGUCUGUCACCACAAAAGUCUCCUUCGCACCUUUAGAAGGUCACCACGUCAACAGCUCUGAUCAUCUGGAACCACUAGAACCAAGUCACGCUGAGGAACCAGACGACCCUACCCCAAUCGUCGCAAACGUCACCGUCCCACACUUCAGUAUUAAACUCUGCGGUGAACUACAGAACGUUGAACACGAGAUCGUAGAUAUCAAAUUCAGCGACUUUUACUUGAACUAUCAGAAUGUCAAGCCUACGUUAACUCAGUUUGAGGUGUACCUGGGCGGGUUACUUGUACAAGAUCUCUUCCAGGAUCCAACCUCUGAUUACGCUUAUCUGAUGUCUUCUUCCAACCCUCGUGGGUCAAAGAAUAGAGCGCGUUCCUUGUCAGCAUAUCACUCUUCCCUCUCCACAUCUUGCCCUACUAUCUCAGAAUGCGGGCUCACUUCUGAUCUCUCUUCCUCGUUACCAUCCUACCUUCCUGAGUCCCCACGCCGCAUUCCAUUCAGGACACUGUCGCCACUGAGGCCGUUGAAGCAUGGCCAGUGUCCGUCGCUACCGGCGGUGAGAAGCACGCUGGAUCUGGGUAUGGACAGUGGGGAGGAGAGUGCACACAAGAGGAAGCUAAAUGAGCGACGCAAGCUCAAGGAGAACGCGCUCGUCACAUGCUAUGUUACACUGGUCAAGAAUGACGAUGAGGAGUUUGAGACCAAGUAUAAGUCGGUUCACCGCCGCGUCCAAGUUGACUUCAACUCGCUGGAUACUGUGAUCAAUUUGCAGACCUGGGUUCUAGUUCUAGAGUUCUUUGGUAUUGGGGUUGCGCCACCUCCAUCCCAGGCUUCUAGUCCAGUCACACCACAGGCACCUGCCAAUUUUGGCAGCAUGGAUCUAGACGACCAGAUGCCAUUAGAUACAUCACCAGAUGAUAACAAGUCAAUUAAUACAAAAGUCGACAUUCAAGUGGCUUCCCUGACCUUGACCGUGAACAAGUCUCAGUACCCUCUUGCCAAGGCCAAGGUGACUGGUUUAAGCUGCUACCUCGACAUGAGCGAAGGGAAUAUGGCUGCUGAGGGCAAAUUGACCAACAUCUCUCUCACAGAUAUGUCACCGCAUGGGGCACUCUACAGGGAGAAAUUCAAGACAUGUGGCAAAGAAGCCCUAAGCUUCCAGUUUUUCAAGUACGGUGAGCCUGACCUUGACCUUGACCGGCCCUUUGACAUGAGUCUUGUCCUGCGCAUGUCAUCCGUGCAGUACGUGCACACCAAGAGAUUCCAGUCGGAGCUGGUUGCAUUCUGCCAACACUACCUUCAACUGCAAGAGGUGUUGGGGCGCAUCAGGGCCGAGGACGCAGGCAAUGCUGUUUCCUGGAUGAUUGGUCGUGGGUCGCGUGUACUCCUGGACAUCCAGGCAGGCAGCCCGGUCAUCCUGGUCCCACGAUCUGCCAAAUCAAGUCACAUGCUGGUCGCUGACCUUGGCGACCUGACCCUCAAGAAUUGCUUCCUAUGGGAGGAGUCCCCGGGGACAAUUUCACACAAUACUGGGCAAAAGAGGCGAACGUUAUCAGAUGCCAGUAAGGCCAAGACUCGUCACACUUGCUUGUUAGACUGUAUGACCAUCGAUCUCGUCGAUAUGGACCUAUUCACCGCUGUACGUGAGCCCGAAGUUCCUGUCAGCAGGGAAUUCACUUACACGCCACAGGGUGUCAAGCUGCUGAAGGAAAAGUGUCGACUUAACCUCCAAGUGGAGCGGAAUCUUGACUGGGCAUUUAGUCGGGCAGUACCAGACUUCUUGUUUAGUGGCCGCUUGUCGUCUGUAAGUGCUGGCCUGGACUACUCCCAGUACUGCUUGAUACUCGGUCUGCUCGGGGAGAACUUCGGUGAAGAGCUAGAGGAGUUUGAACGCCCGUCUUCCUACUUGCACGAUCCUCUAGGGCCGCCUCCUGAGUCAGAAGACGUUUGGACGACACUGCGUAUGUCCAUCGUCCUUGUGAACGUCAGCUUAGAGCUCCUACCCGUGCAGCUAUUCGAGCACCCGGAACAAGCCUCUGAUGCACCACUCCCCUCCCUGGCGAGAAUAGACUUCAUCAGGUCAACCUUCGAGUUCGAGACGUUCUCUGAUUGGUCCAAAACCAUCGAUUUGGUCUCUUCUGAAGUAAUCUUUGAGGAUACUAGGGAAAUGGACGACGCCGACCCGUGCGUGUUCACCGAGGUGUUAAUGCCCAAGAGGUCAGCAAGCUCUCCGCGUGAUGAUGAAGACUCGCUACAGUUCGAGGUGCAUUACCGUGACACCCUGCAAAAGACCCUGAUGACCAUCUUGUUCAACCACAGCCGCAUCGUGAUGAUACUAGACUACCUGCUGGACACGUACAACUUUAUCAUGUGCAGGAUGUUCAACGAUGACGAACCCAAAGACCAAGAGACCACUAGUGCCACAACUAUGGCAGACGAAACGUUAGAUCAAGAAGAAUCCGUCUCUAAGGCAACUUCUCCCCAGACCUCCUCUCCAGCCCAGUCAGGCGUGGUUACUAAGUGUGAACUACCUACUGCGCAGGCGCAAGUGCAGAAGACGUUUGAGUUGAAGGUGAACAUUUCGGGAACGGAAUUUGUGGUGCUAGAGAGUCUCGGGACUCGGGACACAAAUGCUGUCGUACUUAAGCUGACCGCAGUGUUAGCAUGGCGACCGCACCUGCAGACCCAGAAGUGGUUAUCGUGCAGCAUUCAGAACUUGGAGAUGUUUUCCUGCAUCUUCUCGUGCGAGGAAGACACCGCCCAGUCCAUCAUUGACCCAACCACAGCACUGAUCGACCUGAACAAUGCUCGCCGCCAACUGGGCCGUCGCACCGUGGGGCUUCUAGAAAUUACCAGCGAACCUCUUCCAAGUGUAGAGAUAACUCUUCAGUCUUCCUUCAACAUGCGGAUUUCGUACAAUGAUUACAAGUUGUACCUGAGUAUCUUUGACUCGGUGAUGCGCCAGCUUAACAAGGCCAUGAAGACAGAGAGCAAGGCCAAGCAAGAAAUCCCAGACCAUGACUUCGAUGACGCUCUCGUUCGCCGUUUGAUGGAGCUAGGGUUCGAGGAGGUAGACUGCAUUAACGCACUAAUCGCGACGGCUGGGCGGCUUGAGGCAUCGGCCACGUGGCUGCUAGAGAACGCAACACCCAUUAUCCCCGCUAAGCAGGGCGAUGGUGAGGGCUGGCAGUUCGCCGGAUUUGAAGUUCGUGCAGGUACAGUGUGUGUGUGUCUUAUCGAUGACUGCGGAGACACGGACGUUCCGCUGAUAGAGCUCAGUACACAGGGCCUGUACUUUUGGCACGAUCUGCAAGCCACUGGUGAUGGCGCCGCUAACUGUACGCUCACUGUCGAGUAUUAUAACCGCAUGGUGUCUGGCUGGGAGCCUUGGAUAGAGCCAUGGAAAUGUCAGCUCCACUGGCAGCAGCAGCAAAAGACAAAGAAGACACCCAAACGACUCCUCGUCAAACUUGACGCCCCCGACCGACUGGAUAUCACCGUCACCACCGUCCUCAUCAACAUGAUCAACCAGACUUUGUCCAGCUGGACAGAGGACCUCUACGGGAGGGCGGACUCCCUCACUUCCCCCGCCCCGUCCGCUGCCACCAGCAGUACCACCCUGGUGGCAGCAGGCUCAAGCUCCACCCUGGUGGGGUCCCGCGCCAGGGAUGAUAGCUUCAGCCGUAGCGUCAGUGUAGAGAGUGGAGGAGGAAGCCCCGAGAGAAGACCAGAAUCUAGCACUUCUCUCGUGUCGCUUGGAGGACAGCACAGGAGGAGAGCCCCUUUCGUGCCUUAUGCGAUCAGGAAUAACACUGGCUGUCUGUUGAUGUUCCGUACCAUUACCACCACUCCCUCCCGUGUCAUCAUCACGAACACAGGCCUAAAGCUGGCCCCUCAUGACGCGCAUGGACCUGGCUAUGACAAGAUGUCCGAGUGGCGCGAGGUGGCCGCCGGCGAAGAGAUUCCAUUUGAGUUCAGCUCAAGGGAGAAGAUGAGGCACAAGGACACCCAUGAUUUCAUCGUGCACCAAAUAGUUGUUCAGGUGGAAGGCUGGGCACCUGUGACCCCAGUAUCUGUCGACCGUGUUGGGAAGUUCUUCCGGCAGGCUCAACCACAGGCCACGGAUGGGAACCCUGUGGCAUCAGAUAUUCAUCCCGCACGCAUUGUGUUUGACGUGACGUUGGAAGGCGGGGCUCGCAAGGUGGUCUCCGUCCAGUCCUCUCUUUCCGUCCUCAACAAGACCGAUAUUCCAGUGGAAGUCAAGCUUCAGGGACCCACAUCAUACCAGGGUCACGUGACCCUCCCUCCUAUCCAACCGCACAAGCACAUGUGCAUCCCGCUGCGUGCGGUCACGUGGCAGCUGUACGCGCGCCCCCAGGGCGUGAGCGUGGGAUUCUGCUCAGAGCCCAUGGAGUGGAAGAGCGUGACCAGAACUCACCACACGGUGGGGUACGCACGUGAGUGCCACGCCCCCGGCAGCACAAAGAAAUUCAGGUUCUGUGCCGUCGUUCGGCGGGAAGGCUUUCCCGAAGAUGACGUCAUGAGUGAACUGGUCUAUCAGCCCAGCACCUUCAAGUUAGUGUCCCAUCCGGCGCACACCAUCUCGAUAGUGGCCCCUGUGGUUCUAAUCAACCUGUUGCCGUGUGACCUGAGCUAUCAAGUCAAGAGCGUCGGUGUCAAGGGGGACAUCAAGGCUGGCCGCUCCACCCCUAUUUACUCGGCGGAUCCAGACAAGCCAUUUGACCUCGGCUUUAGCAUUGAGAACUUCACGUAUUGUGAGAAUCUGCGCGUCACCAAGCGUGGCAAUCUCGCGGAACACCCGAUCACACACGUGGAACUACGGGACACUAACCGACGAUCACUAGUUCUUAACGUGUUGGUCAUCGUACGACCAGGAGGGGCGCUAAGGAUAUCUAUCUUCGCGCCAUACUGGAUGGUGAAUAACACAGGGAUCCCGCUCAUCUUCAGACAGGAGGGCUCGUCCCACGAGAUGGCGGGUCAGUUUGAAGAGCACGAGAUGGCGCGAAGUCUCACGCCGCUUCUCUUCAGCUUCAUCGACAGGGACACGCCCGGCAGGUGUCAGAUGCGUAUUGGCAAUUCAUACCACGCAGGGACUGGGAAGCCCAUAUGGUGCUCUCCAUUUUCGUUGGACACUCCCAGGGAGUUCAACCGUGUUCACGCUCGACAGGCCGACGGGAGGCCAGAUAAAGCGCGCCGUGGGUCUCUGGAAGGCAGUAGGAGGGUCGUAUUUGAUGCGCAAGCUAGCUGUGGUUUUCACGCGCAGUUUGGCAGAGGUCGCGCAGUGCAAUUGAACCCAGCGAGGAAAUGGGUGUAUGAUAUCGGUAUAGACGUGCGGUUUGGUCGCGGUCGGUUUUGUCUGACACGAAUCGUCACCUUCGCGACGCGUUAUCAACUUGAAAACAAGACACCUCACACUCUUGCGUUCAGUCAGAGGCACUUCGUCAGGGAUCAGGGCACCAGAAACCCAGAUGGCACGCUGACUGCACUGCCCGGCGCGCUUGUUCUGUUCCACUGGGCGCGCACGGACCUGGAUCAGCUCCUCUGCAUCAGGCUAAACGACGUAUCGCACUGUCAGUGGUCCGGAGGGUUCAAAAUCGACCGCGAUGACUCGUUCCACAUUAACAUGAGGAGUCUGAACGGAUGCUCCCUGUUUGUACGUGUGGAGAUCAUGCUAAAGGGCGCGACUUUUCACGUGCUGUUCUCUGACGCCUCACAGCUCCCCCCUCCGUACAGGAUAGAUAACUUAUCCGAGGUGCCGGUGAAGUUUUUCCAGUCAGGCACAGAGGAUCGUCUUCGAACCAUACUUCAAGCCAAACAGUCAGUGCCGUACUCUUGGGACGAGCCCACCCUCCCUCCGGAGCUAUCUCUGGGGGUGGUAGACGGGAGCUCUUACGCGCGGUACUUCAUGAAUAUCCUGGGCUCUGGGGAACGCCUGUACUACUACAACCCCAUCUACAUCGUGUUCACUCACACUUUCACCAGCACCGACGGUCACGUGUGUGGCUCGUUCCAUGCUCGCUCGGCUGCACCCGACCACGGGCCGCCCUUAGACCGCAGAGAACUGGUACUAGACGUCCCACAAGGCACCGCGGUCAUCCUUCGCCGGAAGGAGCCCCUGAAGCGCUCGCAGCUAUGGCGCAUGACCGGAACUGGUUUGCUCCGCCACGAGGGCUCCUCUCCGCUGUCCGACCCGCGCAAACCUUCCACCAGCAGCUCGGGCCUUGUGCUUGAUAUUGACAGCUUGGCCCCGCCCACUUGCGGCAAGUACGUGCGUCUGGUGCUCAGUAAACCGAACACGCGGAGGAAGCACUCACAGACGUGGGCCUUCACCGAGGACGGACGGAUGACAUGCGGGCUGCCCGGACUGUUUGUCCAGUCACGUGGGGGGAUUAGCGGACUGCGUGACGGCGUGGACGCCGUGCUUGGUCCAGCUAACAUCACCAAGGAGGAGCAGAUCCCCCUUGAGCAGUGUAUCUCCACGUGUAAGCUCCGCCCGGGAUCAGGGUGUAUGGCCGUCAAGGUGAUUGCAGACGGGCCAACUAGAGUGCUUCGCAUCACUGACAGUCUACUACAUGGCGAGGAGGAAGAAAUGAGGGGUUGGUUACUCGUGGAGCAAAAAGGCGCCCUUGGCACAGCCACCGUCACCAGGAGCCUGGACACUGAUCCCCAGGCAUCCGAGCUCGUAAUUCAGGUUCGCUUGGCCGGGGGGAUUGGGGUGUCAGUCGUCAACUACGUCCCGGAAGAACUGGUUUACGGCGCCUUGGAGCAGAUCGAGGUGGACUAUGUCCGGACACCGAAAAUCGAGACUCUAGAGGCGAACAUCGGACGCAUCCAGGUGGAUAACCAGCUGUUUAACAGCACCCUACCCGUACUGCUCUACCCGACGGCAGCAGAGAAGGGCAGUCGCGAGGAGCACGCCACUCAGCAACCCACGCUACAUAUUUCCGCCAGCAAGGAGCCCACCCGGAUACAGAACGUCGAGAUUUACAAGGGCGUGGAGGUGACGUUGCGUCGCAUGACCCUUCAUGUUGAAGAGCGCCUGUUGCUCAAGCUGCUUCAGUUCUUCGGUUACGUGCAGAAGGAUGAUGACCUCGCCACCACUGACGAGGAGGACGACGAGUGUCUCUAUGACAACCAGAGGGCGGCAGUGACGAGCUCUGGCCCCGCGUCGCGCAGGUAUUACUUUGAGCGGUUGCAGAUAAACCCGAUGCAGCUCAAAGUGUCGGUGGCGUCGGCAGGCAGACUGAGCGAGGACCUGGCCAGCCUCAAGAGUAGCUUGGGACUCAUCCUCUUUAACCUCGAGGAUGCCACUUUGGACUUAGAGUCGUUUAUUCGUGAUCACCCGUUCGAGAGCCUUAACUCGCAUCUUGACUCGAUGAGUAAACACUACACCGAGGAGCUGCGCAGUCAAACCGCGGCCAUAGUUGGCUCCAUUGACUUUCUCGGGAACCCUAUGGGUCUGUUGAACGACGUCUCGUCUGGCCUUGAGGGCCUGGUGAAGAGGGGGAAUGUUGGUGGGCUGUUUCUGAACGUGGCGCAUGGUGUGUCCGACUCGGCGGCUAAGAUCACGGGUUCCCUGUCUGAUGGUCUGUGGAAUGCAUCAAUGGAUACGAAGUUCAAGGAAUCCCGCGAGACCAUGCGGGCAGAGCGUUACGGUAGCAGUCGUGACCAUUUCAUGGCCGGCAUGAGGGGACUGGGGAUGGGUCUGGUUGGCGGGCUAACCAGCAUCGUCACGCAACCGAUAGAAGGCGCGCAUAACGCAGGACUCUCGGGAUUCAUGACAGGUCUCGCUAAAGGCAUCGUAGGAACCGUUGCCAAGCCAACAGCAGGAGUCCUAGACUUUGCUUCCGGCACUGCAGCGGCCGUCAGGGGUCAGGCAACACGAAGCUCGCGCUACUUCCCGCCCAAGUGUACUCGGCCCCGAAGGAACUGCUUCGGACCAAACGGGUCAAUCCCGAGGUACUCCCGAACACACGCCGAGGGCCAGGAAAUCAUGCUCAAGCUGAACGAGAACAACUUCAAUGAGAAGUUCGUAUUGUCCGAGUCUGUUCGGCGUGAUAAGGAGGAGAGGCUAAAGGCUAUCAUCACAACUGAGGGGGUGUAUUUCGUGCGCGCUAAAGGCACGCCCUCGCCCGAGGCCAUUGUACUGCUCGUCAAGUACUGCGACCUGUACGAGUGCCAGCCGCUAUCUGGAGACGGGCGGGACUAUAUCGAGCUUGUGAUGAAGGCCGAUAACAGCAGUGUGCCCACUCCGUCCAAGAAUCCAAGCAAGCGGCCGCGUGUCCGGUGUGAUUCGGGACACAUAGCCAACAGGGUCGCGCAGAAGAUCAACUAUUCCAAGAAUCUCUACGAUGAAGUGCAGCAGACUGUCAUUCCUGACCCCAAAGAGCCUGUCUGGGGUUAGAAUACCGAUGACCUGCAGGGAAUUCACGCCGAAACCUGCUCAGGUAAGAGAUACCGCUGAACUACCUUGCAGACUCAUCGCACCGGUGAACAUUGAGAGCCUGUAGGGGAAGGAAUUACCCUACAAAACCCUAAUGGUGGGGAGGAACGUGCGCAGGUAUAAUACACCGCUGAACUACCUAGCAGACUCAUCCCACAGAUGAACACUGAACGCCUAGGGUGGAAUGAGUACCUCCGCGACUUCGUCAUGGCAGAGAACAUUAAGCAUGCGCGAGGAAAGAAUACCGCUGAACUAAUUCGAGGCCUCAUCUCAAGUUUGAGGUGGAAUAAUAGUGGAAUAAACCACCACUUAAGUAUAACGUGGACACAGCGGUAGGACGCCUGCGCGUGGCGAUAAUACCGCUGAACUAUAACGCGGUUACCAAAAAGUACUUAAGUACCGCAGAAUUUUCUAGAAUAGAAAAGAAAGGCCAAAUAAUGUCCAUAAUUAAUAUUCACAUAGAUAUUAAAGACGUCGAAGCCCGUAA